Alternaria viburni is the source of this 1512-nucleotide messenger RNA. RefSeq lists its product as uncharacterized. The record is from RefSeq and is a predicted model, not a curated record. The transcript has a single exon. The coding region runs from base 1 to 1512 and encodes 503 amino acids. Lineage: Eukaryota; Fungi; Ascomycota; Dothideomycetes; Pleosporales; Pleosporaceae.
AUGCCGCAGCCGGAGAACCCCUUCGCUCACUUCUUUCACUCCCAGGCACGCCGCAGAUCAGAGUCGGCUGCUAUCCCAAUUCACGACCGCGAUGUCAAGCGCGAUACGGCGACAAGCUCUACGGCGCGCAACCCUUUUGCACCACCGGUUCCACCAAAGGACGAGCCGCAUAAGACUUCGUCCACUUCAUCCGCGAUAAGUGAGACAAGGAAGACUCUGUCCGCUCUGGAGAAGGAGUGGAUGCUGAACGACUGCAUUCAGCCGACAUUGGCACGUGAAGAUAAGCUGAGGCAAGAAUACUCACCGAAGAGUAUGAGGGCGGUAGAUGGAAGCGAAAUUCGGGAGGGAAGGUCACCAGCCAGCCGAAUACAUCCAGCUUUGAGGUCAAUCUCAUCACCCCCACGAAGCUUCAUAGCCCUCCGAGAGAGUGUACAAGAUAGCGGGGUCGACGUAUUCAGUCCUGUAACCUCCAGCGACGCAACAUCAGAGAACGCCAACAGCGAAGUCAAGUCGAAGGCUACAAAGCGCGAUACCGUCGCCGAUCUCUUCAGCGAGAUCAUGGGAACCGGUAAAGCGCCACGCCUACCUCGUCAGAAAGUGCUAGACGAAGUCUCUACACGUUCCGCCGUGCCACCACCCCUGCGUAUACCCAGCAAGCCCAAGCCUUCACCUCGUGGUAGCGCCCUACCGCCGACGCACAAGUACAACAAGCUAGAGCUAGGCGGCCGUCCCUCACUCCAGAUCGUAACGACGUUCGCCGAGCCCAGAACCGCACCAGAGCCCCUCGCCAAUCGUCGCAGUUACACAAAGCGCAUGAGUCACCAGCACGGUCGUAAGGAUAGACCAGCACGCGCAUCCAUGCUGCGAUGGAGUCUCUUCCCGAAAGACACGACAGUAUCACUGCCGCAAGUACCAGAACCACGGAAUGAGACUCCGCCCAUACCCCGGAAGAGCAGCAAGAGAGGCAGAAGUAUCACCUUGGAAGAGCCAUUGCUACCCAGGAAAAGUACACCUCCUCUUGGAGAAAGUGUGCCACCGCCUCUGCCUGUCACUAAACAACGGCGUGCGCAAACCUUUCCUGCGCAAAAAAGCUCUCACAAGUUGCGAAAGGAUUCAGACAUCCGUCUUUCACCCACACUACCGCAGCGCAGAGCCACGCAUCACAUCACUGUGAACAGGAUGCGCGAUCCAGACGAGGCCUUCGAGGAACUCAUCGCGCUUCGCAGACGUGCGACCGCUGAUGUUGGCGGAGGUGCACCCACCGUACCUGCCAGGGUGAAUAGCAAACCCCACAGCGUUAGUGGCGGUAGAGGAGGCGAUUGUUUUGGCCUAUACACCACAGCAAAGAGUCGCGUCGAUGACAUCGUAGAAGUAGUGCGAAGCGUGAGAGAAAAGAACAGGGCGAGGAAGAAGCGGGAGAAGAUGAUGGCGGAGGUGAGGAGAAAGUAUGAGGAGAUGGCUAGUGCUACUAGUAAUCAGACGGGUGGAGAGGGAGGGUAUAAGUGGUUGUGA